This is a messenger RNA of Acanthoscelides obtectus, 327 nucleotides long. The record is from the annotation of a GenBank genome assembly. NCBI's taxonomy places the organism in Eukaryota, Metazoa, Arthropoda, Insecta, Coleoptera, Chrysomelidae.
AUGGUUAAAGACAAAAGGAACAAAAAAGUACCGAUCGAUAUAGCCUUUCCAAAUAACAACACUUUGGAAGAAACAUACCGGGAUAAAAUAAACAAAUACAUCGAUAUGUGCUUUGAGGUGAAAGAUAUGUGGAAGUAUGAACGAGCUCGAGCAAUUCCAAUUAUAUCUAUUACCGGAUUAGUCCCAAAAUCUUUAUUUAAAUCACUCAAGGAAUUAAAUCUUAACCCUCAAAACUUCCAACACAUGCAGGAAUUUGUCACGGCGAUUCCUGUACAUGUGAAAGCAGAACUAUUGCACCUCAACAGAAAGCGUUACAUCUGUGGCUGA